UCCAAUUAAAUGAAAAGAGAUUGUUUAUUCCUUAUUCGAGAGCUUUUCCGAUUUCCCUAAUGCAGUUCGAUUAGGAAACUGAAAUCUGCUCCAGAGAAGAUUCCAGGACAUACAGCAGCUUUUCCUCUCAGGAAUUGAACUUCAAAUCCAACCCCAAGACUGAAAUAUAAAUAAACAAAUCCCUUCCCUUUUUUCUAUAAAUAUAAUAAACGCUUGAGUCGAAUAAACACAUAUCCUAAACAAUUCAUCAAUUCUAAUCUCAAAAUCAAGAACAACAACAACAAGAAGAAGUUUAGAGAUCUUUCUUGCUCUCAGGUAUCGUCUUCAUAAAUCAUAAUCACCGCAAGAACAAGAAAGGAUAUGGAUUCGCAGAAAAGCACAUGUAAUCCAAUGUGUGCUAAGGGCUGCGGCUUCUUUGGCACAGCAGAGAACUAUAACCUCUGCUCCAAGUGCUACAACGAUUAUAUCAAAGAGGAGCUAAUUGCUAAAUCGAAUGAGUCUAUCAACCCAGCAGCUACACCAAUUGUUACCCACCAAACUUUAUCAACCAAGACCAAAGAAACGGAUACGACAAUUGCCUCAGGUUCAACCUUAAAGAAUAGAUGUGAGAGUUGCAAUAAGAAGGUGGGUUUCACAGGGUUCGCGUGCCGCUGCAGGAAGGUCUUCUGUGGGUUUCACCGUUUCCCUAAAGAGCACUCGUGCACGUUCGAUUUUAAGAACGCUGAUCGUGAACUCUUGGUUAAGAGAAAUCCGAUCGUAAAGGGUGAUAAGAUGAAUACUAGGCUCUGAAUAGAGAGAUUAUUCUAUCCAACAGUCUUACGCAUAAUCUAUAGAUUUUAAUUAUUGAUUACAUGAGAUCGUUGUAUUUUAAAAUUUCUUUCUGAUUAGGGUUGAGAUUCAUCGUU
Messenger RNA from Hevea brasiliensis (rubber tree), 905 nucleotides. RefSeq names its product putative zinc finger A20 and AN1 domain-containing stress-associated protein 8. The transcript has a single exon. The record is from RefSeq and is a predicted model, not a curated record. Bases 361 to 789 code for a protein of 142 amino acids. Gene Ontology annotation, molecular function: zinc ion binding; DNA binding. Lineage: Eukaryota; Viridiplantae; Streptophyta; Magnoliopsida; Malpighiales; Euphorbiaceae.